Messenger RNA from Lytechinus pictus (painted urchin), 1764 nucleotides. RefSeq names its product SID1 transmembrane family member 1-like. The transcript has 17 exons. Gene Ontology annotation, biological process: RNA transport. Gene Ontology annotation, molecular function: RNA transmembrane transporter activity; double-stranded RNA binding. The coding region runs from base 71 to 1729 and encodes 552 amino acids. Lineage: Eukaryota; Metazoa; Echinodermata; Echinoidea; Temnopleuroida; Toxopneustidae. Gene Ontology annotation, cellular component: lysosome; plasma membrane. The record is from RefSeq and is a predicted model, not a curated record.
AGCUAUCCGUUUCCACUUCACGAGCGAUGAUGCGGUUCCAGAGUUUCCUGUGCUCCUGGUAGUUAAACAGAUGAGGAGUGUGCUGUCUUGGACUGUGCCUUAUGUGUCUACUGAUGGCCAAAAGUAUGGUUCCGUCAGCAAGACGCUGUGUCCUGAUGCUUCUAACCGGAAUACUAGCAUGGAGGAAACUAUCAUAGUAGUCGUCAGUACAUCAUCGGCCAUUGACGUAUCAUUCACCCUCCUUGGGAAUUUUGUCGGUGAUUUCAAUCUGCAAUCAAAUAGAAGCAUUACAUUCUCAAGCAAUCCAUCUGCGCCCCAGUAUUAUCAAUAUGAAUUUCCAGAGGGAGUAGACAUGGUGCUGGUGAAAGCCCAUUCAGAGAAUUCAACAUGUGCCUACCUUUCAGUGCAGAAUGCACAGUGUCCAAUCUUUGACGAUUUUUCCACUGUGAGGUACAACGAAGGAAUCUUUCAGACGAUGACAAAACAAGCCGCAAUCACAGUCACAAGAGACAUGUAUAAAUCAGGAUUCUUUUACGUUGUAGUGGUUGUGCAUCCAAAUGACAAUAUGUGUGACAAUAACUACAGGACACUGACUCCUCUCGAAGCUCAAUAUUCAGGUUCAUCUCCACGGACGAAGAUUGUGACCCUGAGAGUGAAGCACACACUGGAAACUCAUGAUUACUGGAAACCGAUCGUGACCACUUUUGGGGUCAUCCUGGCUAUCUACUUCCUCUCUGGAUUCAUUAUUGCUGGAAACAUAAUGAGGCAAAAGAAAGCUGAUAUGAUGGCAGGGACUGCUUCAGAAAGAGAUUAUAUCAUUCUCUCAGAUCCAGAGUCCAAUGCUCAAGACGGUCAGAUGCCCUUUGCACAAGCAGAUUCAGCAAGCAGUAACUACGGCACUGCAGGUCCAGGCCCAAUUCCAGGACUAGAAUCAUCUAACAGACUGGAUAAUGUUGUCAGGAAUGGGAAUAGUCCAACCUCAGAGAGACAAUCGAGUCCUUCAAGAAUAAAGCCAGAUUCAGCAGAAAGAAUUAUUGCCAGUAGCGAUGAUGAGACUGAUAUCGAUAUGCUUGAUGACAUUGAAUCUACCAAAGAGGUUUAUAGGACAAAGACGGAGCUUUAUGUCAGCGAUCUAUCUCGGAAGAAAGUCAACACACUGGAGAAGAAAUACAACAUGUACGCCUGGAACCUUAUAACCGUCUCUGUAUUCUAUGCUCUCCCAGUUGUUCAACUUGUCAUAACAUAUCAAGUGGUUACGAAUGUGACCGGAAACCAAGAUUCCUGCUAUUAUAAUUUUUUGUGUGCAAAGCCUUAUGGAUGGUUCAGUGCCUUCAACAAUGUGUUUAGUAAUACUGGCUAUGUGAUGCUAGGAAUAUUAUUCCUCCUUCUUGUCUGGAGGAAAGAAUAUGCUCAUAAGAAAAGAGUCCAUGCUGGAUACAAGAAUGAAUUGACUCAUGGUAUUCCUAAACACUAUGGUCUGCUUUAUGCCUUGGGCUAUGCUCUUAUCAUGGAAGGUAUUAUGAGCGGCUCCUAUCACGUCUGUCCAAACAGGGCAAACUACCAGUUUGAUACCGCCUACAUGUACAUGAUAGCUUGUCUGGGGAUGUUGAAAAUGUACCAGCAGAGGCAUCCAGAUAUCAACGCAAACUCCUACAAAUCAUUUGCUUUGUUUGCCGUUAUACUCUUUAUUGGAUUUCUAGGGCUGGUAAGUUGUUCUGAGGAGUGGUAAUAAUCGUGAUGAUGAUGGUUGUGAUGAUGGUUAUG